Lycium barbarum (goji berry) is the source of this 825-nucleotide messenger RNA. RefSeq lists its product as uncharacterized. The record is from RefSeq and is a predicted model, not a curated record. Gene Ontology annotation, molecular function: zinc ion binding. The coding region runs from base 1 to 825 and encodes 274 amino acids. The transcript has 4 exons. NCBI's taxonomy places the organism in Eukaryota, Viridiplantae, Streptophyta, Magnoliopsida, Solanales, Solanaceae.
AUGGUGGAUGCAACCUUCUUGAAAUCAAAAUACCACGGUGUGAUCAUGAUAGCAGUAGCAAAAGAUGGAAACAACAACAUAUUUCCUCUCGCUUUUGGUAUUGCAGAUUCUGAGAAUAAUGAAUCCUACAAGUGGUUCUUCAGACACGUGAAAAAGGUGUUUGACACGCGCAAAGACCUAUCAAUUCUUUCCGAUCGCCACGCAUCAAUUGCAACUGUAAUCAAAGAACUGUAUCCAGAUACCCAGCAUGGAAUAUGUAUCUACCACAUGGAGAAGAACUUGCAGAAAUAUUUUCCAUCCGAAGCGAUCCUAUCACUGUUCUACAAUGCAGUAACUACCUACAAACAGGAAGAGUUUCGUACCUAUAUGUCACAGAUACAACAAAUCGACCCAAAAGCUGCAGAAUACAUAGAAGAAGAACCACCGGAAAGAUGGGCACGUUCAUUCCACACCAACAGGCGUUACAACAUGCUCAUAACAAACAAUGUCGAGACAAUGAAUUCUGUAUUGAGGAAAGCAAGGAAGUUGCCAAUAAUGGUAGAAAACAUAACUCCCGUCAAAUUUGUUGUGAAAGAUGAAGGAUAUCAAUACAAUGUAGACCUGAAGAAUAUGACUUGUGAGUGCUUGGAGUUCCAAACUGAGGAGUUACCGUGCAUACAUGCCAUGGCAGUUAUAGACAAAAGAAUUUUGACAAAAUCUACAUACUGUGCGGACUGGUUCAUGAAACAAGCCUGCCAAGAGACAUACAAAGGUAUAACAGUUUUUGCCGGGAAAACAAAAUUGGUAUCUCAAAGACUACAUCCUGGUCUUCCGCUUACAAAAUAA